ACAAGUUAAGAAGAUGACCCUCAGAGUCCCGUUCCAAAUCACACACACGGCGGCACACCGGAGCCACCUCUGUUCCCGACCGAUGAGUAACUAAUACUCACCGGUGGAUGGGCACAAGGGGUGGCUCGUUCCAUGUAGCCGCCGCUGUUUAAAGUGUCAUACGGCACUUCCUAUCAAUUUGGGUAUGCUUCCUCACUGGAUCCAAUAAACCCUAAACCAUAAACAAACCCAGAACCCAUAAACACCAACAAAACCCUGAAAAACCCAGAAACCCCAAUUUGAGAAGAGAGACGGAACAAACCAUUCCAUUGGUGAGUGAUUCUAGAGAGCGGAGGAGAGAGUUUAUAUAGGGAAGCAUAGUCCUCCUAAACCCUAAUUGAGAAAAUGGGCCUCAUUUUGGCUGGUUGUCCAGCCCAACUUGGCGGGUCACCUAUAUAAAUUGGGCUUUAACCGGUUGAACCGGCCGGCAAAGAGUCCUCCUUUGCAAUUUCAAAGCUCUUGGAUUUUGAAAAUUUCUGAAGCAUUUGGUGGGUCUCUGAAAAGCAAAAGAAGAAAGUGGGUGGAGGAAUGUCGAUGGGGAGUGAUAGUACCUGGGUGGGGAAGAAGCCUCUGAGACGAAUCGGAGGCAUGUCCGAUGCUCUCUCUAUUGCUUCGGAUCUUGGUUUCUCAGUCGCCGCUGCUCCCACUCCGGAAGAGCUUCAGCGCUGGUCGAGUAGUACUGGUGAGAAAGGUGAUGACUUGAUAAGGGUUCUGAGGGAACUUACCAGCGUGCAAAGGAAAAUAGCAGAUCUGCAAGUUGAACUUCAAGGGAGAAAAGAUGAUAAAAAUGUAUCACAUUUGACACAUGUGAGCGAAAUGGAAAAGAAGUGUGAAACUCUAUCGAGGAUUACUACGAUUCUAAAAGACGUCAUUCAGAACAAGGAUCGUAUCAUUGCUCGUCUCCAACAACCAUAUUCACUCGAUUGUAUUCCAGUGGAAGCAGAGUAUCAGAAACAAUUCUCUGAAUUACUGAUGAAGGCUGCUAGUGAUUAUGGAGCAUUAACAGCUUCAGUUGCCGAUUUCCAGUGGAGCCAGACAUUUAAGGAGCCUCCUUCAGUAUGGGGGGAAAUGCUUCGUCCAAUUCCUGUUGCCUUAGCAUCAUGCACCAGGUUUUUCGAAGCAAUGUCUGCUAUGAGGGAGUCGUUUGCAACACUUCAACAUCUCAGAGUAGGUCAUUCUGAUACCUCUUCUCCUAUCACACCAGCCAAGGAUUCCAGAAGAGUACCAGGGGUUUCCGAUUGUGUAACUCCGCCUCCCUGGAAAACUGAACCAAGCUUUGAUGAAGUGGCUAUCAAAAGCUCAAGAAGGACGGAUAUCAAGCAUCAAGAAGCAGAAAAUGAAAGUGAGCUGGACGGCUCUAGCCACAGGAGAUUGUCCUGGCCUCCUUCAGUUAAAAAGGCUGCUACUUAAAAGCUGACUUUUGUUGUGAGCCAAUGUAUGUUUUGAUGUGAAAAUUGAAAUAGGUCAUGCAUUGUAAUAUAGCACAGCAGCCUCUGCAUACACUUCCCAUAUUGAACUUGAAAAACAUGAGUUUGUGCAGUAAUACAUGUGAUUCUGUAAGUUCUGAACUUGAAAAACAUUAGUUUGUGCAGUGGUACAUUUGAUUCUAUUA
This is a messenger RNA of Rosa chinensis, 1651 nucleotides long. RefSeq names its product AUGMIN subunit 2. The coding region runs from base 568 to 1449 and encodes 293 amino acids. NCBI's taxonomy places the organism in Eukaryota, Viridiplantae, Streptophyta, Magnoliopsida, Rosales, Rosaceae. Gene Ontology annotation, biological process: spindle assembly; microtubule nucleation; microtubule organizing center organization. Gene Ontology annotation, cellular component: mitotic spindle microtubule. The record is from RefSeq and is a predicted model, not a curated record. The transcript has 6 exons.